UUCACUCUUUCUCUCUCUGUCUCACACACACAUGCAGCCUCUUCGCCGUAAGAACCAUCUUUUCAACUCAGAAACUGUUGUAAUGAAAGGCAGAAAGAACAACAGCAUCUCCAUUUUUGUGGUGGUCUUCUCCAUGUUCCUCUUUGGGGUCUUCAUGUACAACGAGGACGUUAAGUCAAUAGCUGAGUUCCCAUUCUCAAGGCCCAAAGCUCAAGAAAUCCAAGAAGGGAAAUUGGAAACAGACGAUUCUGUUCAAAGGGAUAACAAGAAUGAAACUGUCACGGUAACGGUUACCAAGAAUUCAAGUGCUCAACUUGAGAAAAACCAGGAUGAGGAUUCUGAAGGAACCCAAGAACCGAUUGAUUUGAAGUCCAUUGUAGCAAAGGAGAAAGAGGAAGAAGAAGAACAACAACAACAACAACAACAAGAAGAAGAAGUAGAAGAGGUUGUCUUGCCUCCAGAAGAGUGUGACUUGUUUACAGGGCAGUGGGUUCUUGAUAACGUGACCCGUCCUUUAUACAAAGAAGACCAAUGCAAGUUCCUCACUGCCCAAGUGACAUGCAUGAGGAAUGGAAGACGUGAUUCUCUCUAUCAGAAUUGGAGAUGGCAACCCAGAGAUUGUUCUUUGCCCAAGUUCAAACCGAGACUUUUGCUUGAGAAGCUUAGAGGGAAGAGGCUUAUGUUUGUUGGAGACUCUUUGAAUAGGAACCAGUGGGAAUCAAUGGUUUGUCUGGCCCAAUCUGUUAUUCCUCAUGGCAGAAAGAGCUUGAACAAGAUUGGUUCUCUUUCUAUCUUCAGAAUUGAGGAUUAUAAUGCUACAAUAGAGUUCUAUUGGGCACCAUUCCUUGUAGAGUCAAAUUCAGAUGAUCCAACGAUGCACAGCAUAUUGAACCGAAUUAUCAUGCCUGAAUCAAUCGAAAAGCAUGGAGUGCACUGGAAGAACGUGGACUAUCUAAUCUUCAACACCUACAUAUGGUGGAUGAAUACUUCAAACAUGAAAGUUUUACGAGGUUCGUUUGAUGAAGGAUCUACGGAUUAUGAUGAAGUUCCUCGGCCUAUAGCAUAUGGGAUGGUCCUCAAGACUUGGUCACAAUGGGUGGAUGACAACAUUGAUCCAAAUCGCACCAAAGUUUUCUUCAUGAGCAUGUCCCCUCUUCAUAUCAAGAGUGAAGAUUGGGACAAUCACAAUGGUAUAAAAUGUGCAAAGGAAACCAUCCCAGUUCUCAACAACAUGUCCACCCCAUUACAAGUUGGCACAGAUCGUAGGCUUUUUGUUGUUGUCAACAAUGUGACACAGUCAAUGAAGGUUCCAGUGAACUUUCUUAACAUCACCACCUUGUCAGAGUUUAGAAAAGAUGCACAUACCUCUGUUUAUACUAUUCGUCAAGGGAAGAUGUUAAGUCCAGAGCAACAAGCUGACCCGGCUACUUAUGCAGAUUGUAUUCAUUGGUGUCUACCUGGGUUACCUGAUACAUGGAAUGAGUUUCUUUAUACUAUGAUCAUUUCUCGAUCUUGACCUACAAUGUAUAGAUAUCUUCACAUAUUCCCCCUCCUUUUUUUCUUCCUCAUUUUCCUCUUCACAUAAUUGUUAUUAUUUCUCUUUUUACUUCAAAACAUUUGUUUUUUUCCCCUUC
Messenger RNA from Gastrolobium bilobum, 1634 nucleotides. RefSeq names its product protein trichome birefringence-like 28. Gene Ontology annotation, cellular component: Golgi apparatus. The transcript is spliced from 5 exons. The record is from RefSeq and is a predicted model, not a curated record. Bases 32 to 1516 code for a protein of 494 amino acids. Lineage: Eukaryota; Viridiplantae; Streptophyta; Magnoliopsida; Fabales; Fabaceae. Gene Ontology annotation, molecular function: O-acetyltransferase activity.